AUGACUCGAUUUGUGGGGUGUAUCGAUUUGCACAACGGUCAAGUUAAACAAAUUGUGGGUGGGACGCUUAACGAGCAACAAAAUGACCUUUUGAAAACCAAUUUUGUAUGCCAACACAGCUCAUCUUACUACUCUCAAAUGUAUGCCAAAAACCAAGUGAGUGGGUGCCAUGUCAUUAAAUUAGGCCCCAACAAUGAUGAGGCGGCUCUGGAAGCUCUGAAAGCUUGUCCCAAUUUUUUGCAAGUUGGCGGUGGCAUCAAUUUUGACAACUGUCUGCAGUGGCUGGAAACCGCUAACAAAGUUAUCGUAACAAGCUGGCUUUUCGACUCCGAGGGCCAGUUUUUACUCACAAACCUCCAAAAAAUUUCAAAACGCUGUGGCAAAGACAGAUUGGUGAUAGACCUGAGUUGCAGAAAGGUCGAGACGAGCGGCGAGCCUCAAUGGGUUGUGGCGAUGAACAAAUGGCAAAAGCUCACAAACGUGGUUUUGAGUAAGGAGACUUUCACCUCGAUGAGUGAGUAUGCAGACGAGUUUUUGAUCCACGCAGCAGACGUGGAGGGCCUUUGCCGUGGCGUGGAUGAACUUUUGGUCGCCAAGCUCUACGAAUGGACUGAACAUCUACCGCAUUUGAAAAUAGUAUAUGCUGGCGGCGCUAAGAGUAUAGAAGAUUUGGCCCUCGUAGACAAAUUGAGCCAUGGGAAAGUUGAUCUGACCUACGGUAGCGCCCUGGACAUUUUCGGAGGAAAUCUUGUGACUUUCGAAGACUGUUGCAAGUGGAACAAAAACAGCGACAAAUAG
Molecule: messenger RNA, 798 nt
Organism: Lachancea meyersii CBS 8951
Lineage: Eukaryota; Fungi; Ascomycota; Saccharomycetes; Saccharomycetales; Saccharomycetaceae
Source: the annotation of a GenBank genome assembly